This is a messenger RNA of Nicrophorus vespilloides, 2955 nucleotides long. It is a transcript of the gene Prp6, whose product is annotated as pre-mRNA-processing factor 6. Gene Ontology annotation, biological process: mRNA splicing, via spliceosome; spliceosomal tri-snRNP complex assembly. Gene Ontology annotation, cellular component: U4/U6 x U5 tri-snRNP complex; catalytic step 2 spliceosome. NCBI's taxonomy places the organism in Eukaryota, Metazoa, Arthropoda, Insecta, Coleoptera, Silphidae. The transcript is spliced from 9 exons. The record is from RefSeq and is a predicted model, not a curated record. Gene Ontology annotation, molecular function: protein binding. Bases 1 to 2796 code for a protein of 931 amino acids.
AUGGCAAAUCCACCUGCACUCACAAAUCGAAAUAAAAAGCAUUUCCUAGGAGUUCCUGCUCCUUUGGGCUAUGUGGCCGGUGUUGGCAGAGGAGCCACUGGUUUCACAACACGUUCUGAUAUUGGUCCAGCCAGAGAUGCAAAUGAUGUUUCUGAUGACAGGCAUGCACCACCUGCAGCUAAAAGAACUAAGAAGAAAGAUGAGGAAGAGGAGCAGGAAGAAGAAGAUUUGAAUGAUUCCAAUUAUGAUGAGUUCAGUGGAUAUGGUGGAUCUUUGUUCUCCAAAGAUCCGUAUGAUAAAGAUGAUGCAGAAGCUGAUGCUAUAUAUGAGGCAAUUGAUAAAAGGAUGGAUGAGAAAAGGAAGGAGUACAGGGAGAAAAGAUUGAGGGAGGAAUUGGAAAGGUACAGACAGGAAAGACCCAAAAUCCAGCAACAGUUUUCAGAUCUGAAAAGGGAUCUGGUGAUGGUCAGCGAUGAAGAGUGGAAGAACGUACCAGAAGUUGGAGAUGCGCGAAACAGGAAACAAAGAAAUCCAAGGGCCGAGAAGUUUACACCGCUUCCCGAUAGUGUGCUUUCGAGGAAUCUAGGCGGCGAAUCAUCAUCUACACUUGAUCCAAGUUCGGGAUUAGCAAGCAUGGUUCCUGGUGCAACUACUCCAGGCAUGUUAACGCCAACUGGAGAUAUGGAUUUGAGGAAAAUUGGACAAGCCAGAAAUACUUUGAUGAACGUCAAGUUAUCGCAAGUCUCAGAUUCAGUAACAGGACAAACAGUAGUUGAUCCAAAAGGCUACUUAACAGAUUUACAAUCCAUGAUUCCCACUUACGGCGGUGACAUAAACGAUAUUAAGAAAGCCCGAUUAUUGUUGAAAUCUGUAAGGGAGACGAACCCCAACCAUCCACCUGCAUGGAUUGCCAGUGCUAGAUUAGAAGAAGUUACAGGAAAGGUUCAAGCCGCUCGAAAUUUGAUCAUGAAAGGUUGCGAAGAUAAUCCGCAAAGCGAAGAUUUGUGGUUGGAAGCCGCUCGUUUGCAGCCACCGGAAACAGCUAAGGCUGUCAUUGCUCAAGCUGCAAGACAUAUUCCCACUUCUGUUCGCAUAUGGAUUAAAGCCGCUGAUUUGGAAACGGAAACUAAAGCUAAGAGGAGGGUGUACAGAAAGGCGUUGGAGCACAUUCCUAAUUCGGUAAGGUUGUGGAAGGCUGCUGUGGAAUUGGAGAAUCCCGAAGAUGCCAGGAUCUUGUUAUCCCGCGCAGUCGAAUGUUGUUCGACUUCUGUGGAAUUGUGGUUGGCUUUAGCCAGAUUGGAGACAUACGAGAAUGCGCGCAAAGUGCUCAACAAAGCCAGAGAAAAUGUACCAACGGAUAAGCAAAUUUGGACUACUGCAGCAAAAUUAGAGGAAGCUAAUGGUAAUGACCAUAUGGUUGAGAAAAUCAUUGAAAGAGCAAUAAGUUCUUUGAGCGCAAACGGCGUAGAAAUCAAUCGUGAACACUGGUUCAAAGAAGCCAUCGAGAGUGAGAAAGGUGGACACGUUCACUGCUGCAAAGCUAUCAUUAAAUCUAUCAUAAGUCAUGGAGUGGAGCCAGAGGAUCAAAAACAUACUUGGAUGGAGGACGCUGAACAUUGUAUCAAUCAAGGUGCCUUCGAGUGUGCAAGGGCCAUCUACACUCACGCUUUGGCUACUUUCCCGGCCAAAAAAUCAAUUUGGCUCAGAGCUGCUCACUUGGAAAAAACUCACGGAACCAGAGAGAGUUUGGAGACUUUAUUGCAGCGCGCUGUUGCGCAUUGCCCCAAGAGCGAGGUGCUUUGGUUAAUGGGAGCCAAAAGCAAAUGGCUCGCAGGGGACGUACCAGCAGCUCGUGGUAUUCUCUCCUUGGCUUUCCAAGCUAAUCCAAACAGUGAAGAAAUCUGGUUGGCCGCCGUCAAAUUGGAGUCCGAAAAUCACGAAUACGAAAGGGCCAGAAAACUGUUGGCUAAAGCAAGAGGAUCGGCUCCAACUCCAAAAGUAAUGAUGAAGAGCGCAAAAUUGGAAUGGUCUUUGAACGAUCUAAAUGCAGCUCUUAAUUUGUUGGACGAAGCUUUGAAGGUAUUCCCAGACUUUCCCAAACUUUGGAUGAUGAUGGGUCAAAUUUACGAGCAGCGCAAAGAUCCCAGCAAGGCGUUUGAUUCAUACAACCAAGGCAUCAAAAAAUGUCCAUCAUCGAUUCCUCUGUGGUUGCUACUUUCAAGGCUGGAAGAGAAUCGCAAUCUCUUGAUUAAAUCGCGCAGCGUGUUGGAAAGGGCUAGAUUGAAGAAUCCCAAGAACGACGUUCUAUGGUUAGAGGCCAUCCGCGUUGAAAUUCGGGCAGGACUCAAGGAUGUUGCUAUGGCGAUGAUGGCUAAAGCGCUGCAAGAGUGUCCAACUUCCGGUGUCCUUUGGGCCGAAUCCAUCUUCAUGGAGCCUCGUCCUCAGCGGAAAACAAAAUCUGUGGAUGCGUUGAAGAAAUGCGAGCACGAUCCGAACGUGCUCUUAGCCGUGAGCAAACUGUUCUGGUCCGAGAGAAAGAUCAGCAAAUGUCGGGAAUGGUUUGCCAGGACGCUCAAGAUCGAACCUGACCUAGGAGAUGCCUGGUCGCAUUGGUACAGAUUCGAACAGCUGCACGGAACUCAGGAGCAGAGGGAGGAGGUAAAACGGAGAUGUCUGGCUUCAGAACCACAUCACGGAGAGCUGUGGUGCUCCGUCAGCAAGAACAUCAAGAAUUGGUCCAAGAACUUGGAGCAGGUACUAGACCUGGUCGCCAAGGACGUACCUAUACCUGUAUAAUGAAAUAAAUUUACUUACCCAUAAAUGUACUGACAAGCAUUUUCCCUUCCCGGUUUAUAUUGAUUUUGUAUUGUAGAUAGUAGUAGAUUGCGGUGUAUGUAAAUAUGAUAACAUCUACCUGGUCUAAGCUUCUUAUCAAUAUAUUUUUUUUGAAGCGUU